Molecule: messenger RNA, 1225 nt
Organism: Trichoplusia ni (cabbage looper)
Lineage: Eukaryota; Metazoa; Arthropoda; Insecta; Lepidoptera; Noctuidae
Gene: Fam92
Product: protein FAM92A
Exons: 7
Coding region: 193-1152 (319 amino acids)
Biological process (GO): cilium assembly
Cellular component (GO): ciliary basal body; ciliary transition zone
Source: RefSeq, a predicted model, not a curated record
AUAUGGUGUAAAUGUACUGUAAUGAAAGAUGGAUUAAACGCCAGUAUAAGUUUGGUUAAUCCGCUGCUCCUAAAAUACAUAUAAUCGUGUAUCCCUGAAUCUGAUUAUGAACACUGGUUACCAUGGUAACCGAGAGUAACGAACUUGUAAAUAAAUAGUAAGAUAUCCCUAAGUAAAUAAUAUUUAUUAAAUAUGUUUAGAGGUGAUAAUCCACACUCCUUAAGCUAUGAACAGCAAGCUAAGUUUAUUCAAGAUCGCAUAACUAAUGUUGAAAAGAACUUUGGGGACCUUUGUGUCGCUUUUGGUGACUAUGCGAGAAAGACAGCAAGAUUAAGAGAUAUGGGUGAUGAGCUCGUUAAAGUUUUAAAAGAUUACGCAAAUAAUGAGAUCGUUAACAAAUCAUUAAGUAGCGGCCUAGAAAACCUAUCCACGACUUUAACAGCGCUCGAAGAGUAUCGUAACUGCGAAGUACAACGACUGGAGGCGAAGGUAAUUGGAGAAUUAUGCCAAUACGAAACGAUUUGCAAACAUGCCAGGGAAGAGUUAAAGCACACAAUGAACGUACGUGAGAAAGAGCUAGCACGCAAGAAAGUACUCGACAAAGCCAGGGAGAGGCAACCUUUUAACAGGCAGCAAGUUACAUAUGCUGAAUCUGAAUUACUGAAGGCGUCGGCAGAAAUGUCGAGAACUGCCAAGGGUCUCAGUGAGCAGACGGAGUUUUUCGAACGACGCAAGCUGCAACAACUAAAGACUCUGCUUUCGGACUUUGUUAUGAUCGAAAUGACGUUCCACGCGAAGGCAGUGGAACUGCUUACAGUUGCUCAUCAACAAAUAAACGACAUUAACGAUAAAUCCGAUCUGGAGAACUUCAAGCGAAAGUUGCGCUCGCCAGAGAAACAAGUAAAUCCAGGAAUGUCUGCCAGGUCUUCAUCCUUAGCUUCGCUUAUGAACCAGCACUCUCCCACCAACGAUGAGGACUCUGCGAGCUUGCGUAAAUUAAAGUCUCCUGAAAAAUAUGUUAAUGCGGGAAUAACAAGAUCCGGCUCGUUAUCAGCUCUCAUGAAUAAUUCACCAACAAAAGAUGAAGACGAGACUUCGGAUUCGGAAGAGACUGAGGACGGAGAUUCGUCAGAAGAAACAGAGUCACGUUAAUCUACGAAUACAGUGUUGUUUUAGCUUUCAUUUUAUAAUAAUAAAAUAGGUAAAAUAAAACGCUUGAUGAAUA